Sarcophilus harrisii (Tasmanian devil) is the source of this 2395-nucleotide messenger RNA. It is a transcript of the gene MED10, whose product is annotated as mediator complex subunit 10. Gene Ontology annotation, cellular component: chromatin; mediator complex. NCBI's taxonomy places the organism in Eukaryota, Metazoa, Chordata, Mammalia, Dasyuromorphia, Dasyuridae. Gene Ontology annotation, molecular function: transcription coregulator activity. The transcript is spliced from 4 exons. The record is from RefSeq and is a predicted model, not a curated record. Bases 109 to 519 code for a protein of 136 amino acids. Gene Ontology annotation, biological process: positive regulation of transcription by RNA polymerase II.
GCCGGAAGUAGGAAGAGGAGCGGCGGUGACUACGGCCGCCACGGCGGAGGCGGCGUUGUGGUCUCCCUGGUGCGGUUUAAAGAAGCGGCGGUUUCGCGGGAUCCGGAGAUGGCGGAGAAGUUUGACCACCUCGAGGAGCAUCUGGAGAAGUUCGUGGAGAACAUCCGCCAGCUCGGCAUUAUCGUCAGCGACUUCCAGCCCAGCAGCCAGGCGGGACUCAACCAGAAACUAAAUUUCAUUGUGACUGGCUUACAGGAUAUUGACAAGUGUCGACAGCAGCUUCAUGAUAUUAGUGUUCCUUUAGAAGUCUUUGAAUAUAUUGAUCAAGGCCGUAAUCCCCAGCUGUACACCAAAGAAUGUUUAGAGCGGGCUCUAGCCAAAAAUGAACAAGUUAAAGGCAAAAUUGACACUAUGAAGAAAUUUAAAAGCUUGUUGAUUCAAGAGCUUUCCAAAGUUUUUCCAGAAGACAUGGCUAAGUAUCGAAGUAUCCGAGGUGAAGAUCAUCCUCCUCCUUCUUAGUCUGCUUUCAUUGCGUUUAAGAAGUCUGUUUACAACUUUCACCGAAUUGUCAUGCCUUUUGGAAAUGUUUGUCUGAGGAUGAAAGUGGGUUCUUGAAAUGUGAAUUUCGAACAGUUAUUUGAAGGCCAUUACAUUUUUUCCUCAAGACUAUGUUUCAGAAGAACUUUCAAUGGACAUUGUCACCUUUUUGUUAUACAAGAUAUGUAUAACCGGCUAUCAUUUCACUUUCCAUGAAUGGUACUUCUUAGAACUAAAAUGAAAGUCUUUAUUGUUGUCAAGUGCCAGAGUAUUAAUGGUUUAUAAUCUCUUCAAUGUGAAUUGACAUUGGGUGGGAAAAUUGUACACAAGAAAAAAGGUCAUGAAAAAUAACUGUCAUUGUCAACUUUUUUUUUUAAACAUGGCCAUUCAGCUGGAAGACUUAACCAUUUGAUCUAAAGGUGUUUUUUUUUUUUUCCCUUUGUAUUCUUUCCAUUCCAUUUUUCUUUGUUAAAAAUUGGGAUCCAUUGUAGAAGAGGCUUAUAUGUGAUUAGUGAUAUUUGUGUUUUGUACAGUUUAACUUUGAUGCAUAACAAGUUUUUAGUGGAACUAUAAACAUUUGCUUUGGUUAAGCCGAGUAUAUAUAAUAAAAUAUUUCCAGAUACUGUUACUUAAUUCAUUUAAUUUUUCCCUUAUAAUAUUUGCAGUUUAUAGUAUAAUAUUCUAUUUUGUAGGCACCCAAUCCAUUUUUGCCUCAAGUUUGAAUAAUAUUCCUAAAAUUCAUCUGAAGAAAUUUCAAGGAUUUUCCUUUCUACCUUAUAAUAUUCAGUGAACAUUGCAAAAAAAAAGUCUGAAAUCCUAAUUUAUGCCUUUGCUAUGUAUACUAACUUAUUUAUUGUCUUAAGAAAUAGCUUAAAUAUUUUCCAAGAAAGUCUUAAAAUUAUUGUUUUAGUGACUUAAAUCUUAUAUUGCAUAUGAAAAGAUAGGCUAGAAGUAUAUCAUAGCUUAUACUCUCUGAACUGUCAAAUUCCAUCUUGAUUAUUUCUACUGGAAAAAAGUUAAAUAGGCAUCUGUUUGAAAUAAUUUCUUGUCAGACUGUCAAAGCAGAAAGAAAUGUUUUAGCUAGCCAAACAUCACAUUCACAUUUUUUAUAAGUCUAUACAAAUGACUUAUGUAAAAGUUAUUUAGACUUUUCUGGGGCUGAUUUUGAACAAAUACAAGAUUCACUAGAGUGCUUAUUUUUUAUUUCUUUUGCUAAACACAAUUCAGAGUAACCACAUUCUUAAGAGAUAAAUCAAAGCUAACUAUAUUAAAAAAGAAACUGAGUUAAGUAUUAAAGUGACAUCCUUUUCAUGACAACACUAUUUGGGUACCAUCAACAGGAUAAAUUUUUUGUGGUUUUCAAGUAGUAACAGAAUUUAACUGACCUAACCACAAGUACUCAUCUGCAUUUAUUCCCUUACAACCAACAUCAAGUAUACAUUAUAUGAAGGCUGGCUGGGGUAGAUGAUAUUAGCCCCAGAAAUGUCUGAAUGACUAAAUAAUCAAGAUAAUCAAUAUUUUCCAACCCAACUCCAUCUGUCUCUGCUGAAAUAGCUUAUGGAUAGUACUUCUAACCAUAUCCACAUCUAGUUCUUUGUAUACGUUGUAAAAGCAAAUAUAAUUGAUAAGUUACCACACAUCUUUCCCCUUGCUAUUGGAAAAACAACUCAGACAAUUCUCUAUAAUUAUAAUUAUAUUCAAGGUAGAGGUUAUAAAAUGAAUUUUAUUGUCAACAUUAUCUAAAACAUAUAUGAAUAUAUUUGCCCUGAUCUCUGCUUCUGAAUACUUGGUACUUAUGGUUUCUGCAAUAUAAGAGUGGGACAUUUCUAUUUCUGAAAUAAAGUAUUUUGAAAAUUUG